AUGGCUCGAACGUCGCCACAGUGGCUUAGACCAUAUAUUGAAGUGAUUCGACACGCAAAUAAGAUGAUUGAGAGGGAGACAGAUUCUGUGAAUGAUAAUCCACUUAUUGAUGUUUUAAGGAAUAAGGCACUUCAUGGAGGAAAUUUACAAGGUACACGAAUUGACCUUUUCAUGGAUACCACAUGUUUAGUCAUUGCUUCAACCGGGAAACUUAUGUUUGCGCAAUUCUCUGAGCUUGUGGAUGAUUUAUUCAACAACAGGUUGCCUUCGAACCUAAGUGCAAGCCGCAAUCAAAGUUUGGAUUACGACUUCAAAGGAUCAGAAAUUGCAAUGCCAUCUUAUUACUUGGAACUUCAACACCUUGCUAAUCUUGUCACUACUCAAGUUCAAAGUGUCAAUAAGCAUACCCAAGAUGUUAACUCCUUAGGCUUGAUUUCAUCAAGAGAAACUCCAAAAGCGGUUGAAAUAUUGAAAAUCAUGUCAUUGACUUGCUUAGUUGCCUUGUGCCAAGCAAUUGAUCUAAGGCACAUAGAGGAAAAAUUGAAAAGUGUAGUCAAGAACACUGUAAGUCACGUGGCUAAAAAAAUUCUCACAGUGGGUGUAAUUGGUGAGUUGCAUCCAUCUAUGUUAUGUGAGAAGGAUUUGUUGAGUAUA
Molecule: messenger RNA, 654 nt
Organism: Vicia villosa (hairy vetch)
Lineage: Eukaryota; Viridiplantae; Streptophyta; Magnoliopsida; Fabales; Fabaceae
Product: phenylalanine ammonia-lyase-like
Exons: 3
Molecular function (GO): phenylalanine ammonia-lyase activity
Source: RefSeq, a predicted model, not a curated record